AUGUUUGCGUGUGCAUCCGCACCAGUAGAUGUUAAUAAUAUUGAUCCCAAUCCUCUGAGUUACGAACGAGCAGAACAGUGGCGGAACGUUUCUAACAUUCCUUCAAUUCAAACAGUCCGCAGAUGUGGAGUCUAUGGUACAUGUCUCAACAGACCCCGAGGGCUAGAAAAAUAUGUUACGGUAUCCAUGCCGAAGUGGUGUGGAAGAUCACGGAACAAUAUUCAACUUAGGGUUAGGACACAAAAAACGACAAAUGAGACCGAGGUUGAAAUUUCCGGCGAAAAUGGUGAGAAGAAACCAGUGCCGAAAACACUAGUCCUUCAUCAAGGCGGAGGAUCUCGACCACGCUCUACGAGAGAGCAAACGGAACCGAUUCAUCAUCGCUAA
Molecule: messenger RNA, 387 nt
Organism: Paracoccidioides lutzii Pb01
Exons: 2
Coding region: 1-387 (128 amino acids)
Source: RefSeq, a predicted model, not a curated record